AUGGGCAAAGGCGACACCCAAUCAAACAGUCACCAGCUUCUACCACAUGUCCUAAAAAACCGCGCACAACAAAAUCCAGAUGGCGCCUGGGCUCAGUAUCCCGUUUCGGAGCACACAUACGCAGAAGGGCUGCGAACAGCAACGAAUCAGCAAGUCUUUCAUGCUGUGAACAAAGUGGCAUGGCUUCUACAUAAUCAGUUGGGACCGAGUUCAAAUUUUGAAACCAUAGCAUAUAUUGGCCCGUUCGACCCUAGGUAUUUUAUUGUGGUUAUUGCCGCUAUCAAGGUUGGAUAUAAGGCGUUUUUACCAUCGCCACGAAACAGCAAAGUUGCGCAAUUGAGUCUACUUUCAAAACUCGAAUGUACGAAACUCGUCACUGUCGAACCACAGCCUCCUGCCAUUGGCGCUGUGUUGGAAGAAGUUCCAUAUACAGUUAUUGCUAUUCCUUCUCUUGAGGAACUUCUUAAUGGCAACGAGAGUGAUGCACCGCCUGAGUACCCAUAUGAAAAGUCAUACGAGGAGGCGAAGGACGAGCCGAUAUUCAUAUUACACACGUCUGGAUCUACAGGAAUUCCAAAACCGCUGAUUUACACACAUCGCUUCGUCACUCGCACAGUAAAUUUGACCUCCCUUCCAGCACCGGAGGGCUUCUCGAGUGGAAAUGAUACUAUUAGGUCCGGUCAUUGGUUCACUUUUCUAGCACCGUUCCAUAUCUCGGGCAUCGGAUUUGGGCUCAUGGUGUCAGCAUACAAUGACUGCGUACCUGUCUACCCGUUMCCCMCCCAGCCGCUAUCGACAGCACAGUUCCUCGAUGCAGUCAAGCAUGUCGAUAUGGAUUGGGCAUUUGUUCUGCCUUUUAUUCUAGAAGAUCUGAGUAAAGACCUGGAUGCCUUGGAGUUAGUGUCUCGGAAGUUAAAGCAUCUUUACUUUGCGGGAGGAAGCGUGCCACAGGCAGCCGGUGAUCUUGUCGCGUCGAAAAUUCCGGUGUAUCAGACAACAGGAUCCAGCGAAGUCAGUCUACUCAGUCAGGUUCACUCGCUAACUGAUGGGAGCAAGAACGAGGAUAAGUGGGCAUAUAUCAAUAUCCACCCUGCUAUCAACAUUGAAUACCGACACCACCAUGGUGAAUUGCACGAAAUGGUCAUUGUGCGCAAUAAGGAGAACGAAGAACUGCAACCUGUGUUCCUUCAUUUCCCAGAAUUACAAGAGUACGAAACUAGAGAUCUUUUGACUCCUCACCCUACUCUACCGGGUCUAUGGCGCUACCGUGCCCGAAAAGACGACAUUAUCGUGUUCUUGAAUGGCGAAAAGACAAAUCCGAUCUCUUUUGAGCAAGAAGUGUCACGGCAUCCAGAAGUUCGCUCCGCGGUGGUAGUGGGGGCUCAACGAUUUGAAGCAUGUUUAAUCGUGGAGCUUCAUCGUAAUGACCCUCUAUCACCAGAAGAGCGUGAGCGGGUUAUUGACAGAAUUUGGGAAAAUGUGCAGACUGCCAAUAAAGACUGCCCUGCUCAUGCUAGAGUUGCCAAGGAGAACAUUAUUCUUGCAGAUCCUUCCAAACCGCUGCCACGCGCUGCUAAAGGAACUGUCCAGCGAGCUGCGACACUUGUUCUGUAUGAAGAGGAAAUCGAAAGGUUUUACGCAGAGCGUGAAGCCCAGAACUUAUUCGCACCUAGACCGGCACUAAGUUUGAUUGACAUGACGGAUGCGGAUGCAGUGUCUACAAAGCUAGGCGACCUUGUUUCGGAAAUUACCCGGUGGAAUACCAGCUUGUCAUACGACACUGAUUUCUUUUCUCUCGGAAUGGAUUCUCUUCAGGUGUUGCAGUUGAGUCGACAACUCAAUAUACCACCAAGCGCUAUUUAUUCAAGCCCAUCCAUCGACUUGCUCACAAAAGCCGUCAUGUCUCAAACUAGCGAGUCGACAAGUAGAGAUAUCGUAUUGACUACAUUGACAGAUUAUGAAAAACGAAUUGACGAUAUCGCUGCUUCACCUGCAGAAGCAAGCAUGCAGAGGGCACCCACAGAGAUAGCUGAUGGCGCAGUUGUAGCACUAACCGGCUCGACUGGAGCUGUCGGAUCCUACAUCCUACAAAAGCUUCUGCAGAACGAUCAGGUUGCCCACGUCUACUGCCUGAAUCGUGUAUCCGAUGCUGAGACACUUCAACGGGAUCGAAACGCAAAAAGAAAGAUAAAGACUGACUUACCCUCGGACCGAGUCACUUUCUUGAAAGUGGAUCUGGCGAAGAAAAACUUUGGCCUGGAUGAUGCUGAGCUAUACCGCAGAUUACAGUCAACUGUGACCCAUUUAAUCCAUAACGCAUGGCCGGUCAACUUCAACCAGACUCUACAAUCUUUUGGAUCAAGCUUGGACGGCGUACUAGGGCUUGUAUCAUUUGCAACUCACGCAUCUCGCCUAGCCUCGACAGUAUAUCUGUCGUCCGUCAGUGCAGUCUCAAAUUACCAUGAAACUUCUGGUGCAAACAUCGACUUUGUCCCUGAACAAAUCAUCACCGAUACGAAAUGUCCCGCAGGCAUGGGCUACGGGCAAAGCAAAUACGUCGCAGAAAGGAUACUGGACUAUGCAUCUAAAAAGCUCAACCUGGCUAAUAUUCGAGUCGCCCGAGUUGGACAAAUCGCAGGUACAUCGACGCCAGAACAGGGGCCCCCGCAUGGUUGGAAUCGGCAUGAAUGGUUGCCGAGUCUGGUUAUCAGCUCCCACUAUCUCAAGGCCAUCCCUGAAUCACUUGGAUAUAAAGGAGACGGGAACAAUGCGGGCGUUCUUGACCGUAUCGAAUGGGUGCCCAUAGAUCAACUUGCUACAUUAUUGUUGGAGAUCUCGUUUGGCACCGAGGCAAAUUCUCCGGUUUCAAAAGGGGCCCAAAUCUUUCAUCCCAUCAACCCGAACUGGGUAAGCUGGCAAAGCCUCAUUCCGGCAGUCGUUGAAACACUAGAAGAGAGUUCAUCAUCGGGAUCCGCCAUAAGUGUACUCAAGUACGAAGAAUGGCUUGCUCUUCUACAAUCGAGCGCGAAUUCGACAGACGCACUCAGCGACAAUCCAGCAGUCAAGCUUUUGAAUUUCUUUGAAAGUCUCAUGGUAAACACAAAUGAAGAGAAGCCGCUGGCUAUUCAGCGGUCUGUGAAGAUGUGUCCUUCUUUGCAAAGCCUGGAUGCGAUCCAGGUAGAAUGGCUUCGUGGAUGGAUCAAAGAUUGGGUCUUGGGCUCAGACAAUGCUUAA
Messenger RNA from Talaromyces amestolkiae, 3234 nucleotides. RefSeq lists its product as uncharacterized. NCBI's taxonomy places the organism in Eukaryota, Fungi, Ascomycota, Eurotiomycetes, Eurotiales, Trichocomaceae. The transcript is spliced from 2 exons. The record is from RefSeq and is a predicted model, not a curated record. Bases 1 to 3234 code for a protein of 1077 amino acids.